GGCUAUACCCGGAAGUAAAAGGGGCCUCGGCGUAAGGGGAGGACACCUUUCAAAAGUGAUGCGUAUAUGACAGAAAUAAUCAUGUUUUCGUCCUGAUUUUGAGGAUUUUACGGUGUAGAGAGUGAAGAUAUUUUGUUUAAAGGUUUGUAGAGAGAUCUGAUCGCAAUGGAUGCCGACGGCUUGCCUUUAGUAGGCCCUGGAGUGGACUAUACUAAGAUUGGAGCCAUCCACCAGAAGAGGAUGUUGGCCUUCAUCAACCAUUUCAUCACCCACACAGCGAGGUUUCUCAACAGGUUCUCCUGCGUCUGUGAGGAGAAACUUGCCAACAUCAACUUGAGAAUACAGAGAAUAGAGACAACCAUGAACAUACUGGAGGCAAAGAUAGCGUCCAUUCCUGGUCUGGAAAACAUCACAGGGGACAGCGCCCCUCCCAGUACAGCAGGGACAGCCGGAACAGCAGUGCCAACAGGGACAGCACCAGCUGACAGCACAGCAUCAGCACAGCAACCAGCAGAGUCAGAGGCUGUUCCAGAAGCUGCUGCCCCUCCCCCUGAAGAAGCAGCCCCUGCAGCGCCCACCAUGACUGUGGCACAGGACCCACGAUAUGCAAAGUACUUCAAGAUGAUCAACAUGGGUGUACCAGUCCAGGCUUUGAAGACAAAGGUUGCGAUGGAAGGACUGGACCCAGACCUGUUAGACACUCCUGACGCCCCAGCCCCUGCUGGAGCCCCACAGGAAGACAGUGACAGUGAGAGCGCAAGCAGUUUCACUGACAGCGACUAGAUGUCACAGUUAUCACAUUUACUCUACAAUCAAGACUAGUGCUGUGUACCAGUUCGCUGGAACUAGUUCUGGACUUACAAAG
Molecule: messenger RNA, 865 nt
Organism: Branchiostoma belcheri (Belcher's lancelet)
Lineage: Eukaryota; Metazoa; Chordata; Leptocardii; Amphioxiformes; Branchiostomatidae
Product: WASH complex subunit CCDC53-like
Exons: 7
Coding region: 166-783 (205 amino acids)
Biological process (GO): actin filament polymerization; exocytosis
Cellular component (GO): WASH complex
Source: RefSeq, a predicted model, not a curated record